Messenger RNA from Plasmopara halstedii, 2706 nucleotides. RefSeq lists its product as uncharacterized. The record is from RefSeq and is a predicted model, not a curated record. The transcript is spliced from 7 exons. NCBI's taxonomy places the organism in Eukaryota, Oomycota, Peronosporomycetes, Peronosporales, Peronosporaceae. Bases 1 to 2706 code for a protein of 901 amino acids.
AUGGCGCUUGCCCUUCGCUUUGCUGAGGAGGGAGAAUUCCGAUCUCGUGCAUGUGAUACAUUGUCGUAUGAUGCUCCUGAUGUUCCCCCAAGCAAAGUUUUCUUCCGCUGGAGUCGACCCGUACGUGAGCAUUUAGGAUCUUUAGCGAACGAUCCUGUCAAGACCAAAACGGUGAUUAUUGCCAUGCCUGGAGCAUCUCAACAAUUCGUGCAGCACUUGACUGCCAAUUGGAUUCCAGUUGGGACUCUCGUGACAAGCGAUCAAAUUAUUCAUCCAUGGAAACUACAGCCUGGAAGCUCAAGUAAAGCUUCUAUGCUGUUAUCGCGCACGAAGGAAGAAAUAGUCGACACGUUAGUGAUGUUAUUGGGAUCAGAUGUUCCCGUGGCAUCGACGUGGAAUUGGCUUAAAAGUCUCUUGCAGCAUGUUGCUCCACAUGAUAUUGUGUGUCUAGACUCUCAAUUAUCGACAAUAUAUUCAAAUGAUGGCGAAGAAGAAGCAAAGUUAAGAAUGUUGGCAUCAUCUUGUGUGACGAAAGAGACAAUAACAAAAAUGGCUAUACAACCGCUUGAAAUUCCACAAUUCGUGAGUGGAAUACCAGCAGCUUUACUGACUCAUGGAGAACUUCGUAAAUGUCGUGUACAAGUAUUUCUCAGUCUUCGUAAUGUCUCGUGUACUCCAAUUGAUGUAAUUGAAAGCUUUCAACCGCUUCUGACCUCAAUAUUUCAAGACAUGAAGUCAUCAAGAUCUUGGCAACGUGAUACAUUAUCAAAUGUUCUCUUGUUCUUAACUUGUCGUGUGUUUGAUCAAAUGGCUCGUCAAGAGAAAGCAAGACCCGAACGUCAAUUCGAUACUCGUUUCUUACCUGACGAUGGAAUUCCAGAAUAUAAUGCUUUGUUUGAUAAUCAAUUAGGAACAAGACGUAAGUAUUUACUUGGUAAUCGAGAAGCAUUAGCGCUUAUGCAACAAACUGGAGUGAUUGAUCAUAUUGAAGCGAAAGAAAAGAGUUCACAUCAAUAUAUUGUACAUAUAACUGAAAAGAAAGGUAUUGGUAGACGUAAGCGAUUACCAUUCCGAUCAACUUCGAACGCAAUAAAUGGAUUAAUACAAUCAAAUAGUGAUCUGAGUACAUCGGCAAAAAGUACUAUCAUGAGUGGAGAAGAUAUUGGGCACAAUAAUAUUGAAGAACAAGAGACUUGUGGUAAAUCAGUAUGCAAAACAAGAGAAAGAAAGUUUGAAAUGGUAACCACUGUACCCUCUCACAAACGUCGUCAUGAUGUACGCACAAUUUCAUGUACGAUGAAUCGAAAAUUGGAAUCGUACAAACAUGAUGUUACGAGUAGAAAUAUUAAAGGAACAUUGGAACAUUUACUUGAAAGUGAUGCUGCAUUUCUAUCUCAAAUUCAAACAAUGAACGACCAACUUGUUGAGUUUGAAAAGACUCGAAUGUUUCUAAUGACUGAAAUUCAUCACUUACGACAGAAAUUACGUGGUGUGAAUGCUGUACGUGAAAAUGAUGAAGCAGUGGCUCAUUGUUCAUCUAUUAUGCAACAUCGAAUUAUUAAAGCAGAAGAAGAAUAUAUGAAACUACUUACACAACAACAAGAAAUGAAAAAACAGGUUGAUCGUAUACGACAUGAAGUAUUAACAUUACGAAAAGUACGACAGAAAUUACAAGAGGAUAGUGAACAAAUUCGACAAUUGAAUCAAAUGUACGAUGAAAAGAUUCAAGGUUUUCAAAAUGUACGCACACAAUUACUUGAAGAAUGUCAUGAUCUUGAACAUCGUAGUGGAAAUAAAGUUGAGAUCCAAGAACAAGUUUUAGCAUCAAAAGUAAAUUAUGUUGUCGAUGUUGCGAAGUUGAUGGAUGCAGUAAAAGCACGAAAUAAAGGACGAAGACGUGGAAAAGGAUUGGGAUCUCAACAAUCAACUGCAGCUUUGACAUUAAGUGUAGGAAAAGGAAAAAAAGUCGGAAUUGAACGACAAAAGACAUGGAUGAAUUACACUUGUGCAUUUCACAAUUUACAAGCAACUUUAAACAUUGCGGAUGUUCGUACAUUUGAAGAACAAUUUCUCGCAACUCAAGAACAUUUACUUUCCAAGUUUCAAGCAAAUUUAACAUUAGGAGAUGAAAUUACAGCUCUUGAAAACGAAAUCUCUCGUUUAGAAACUCACAAUGCAAUAACUUGUGCAAAUACACGAGAAGAUACAAAGACAAGUGAAAAGAUUGAACAGGAUCUUCAAACGCGUGUACAAAAAGCGUUUUUAAGUAUCAAGUCGUAUAAUCAACUUCGAACACGUCGGAAUCGGGAACAUCUUAAGUUGCGCGAAGUAAUUUUACGAGCAUUGGAUACUUUACAAGUUGAGAUAUACAAUACAACGAAUGUACCAACAUCCAACUUAUUGGAACUUUUACAAUCGAAAAUGACCGAAUUGGUCACUUUAGUAAAGGAAAAUUACAUGAGUUCAUCCAAAUGGGAUCAAACUCGAACUUUUUCGAUUGUUUUGGGUCCUCAAGCACCAGCUGGAUCAGCAUUAACAGCAAUUCGUCGUACUGUUCAACCACCUUCUGUUGAAAGUGCGAUUGCAUUGACUGAAAAUAUUAGUUUUAUUGAUGUGAUGCAUGGAUUACAUCGUGCUGUGAGUCCAAAACAAAGACGAGAACGAUCAAUAUCGUUAGCAACGUCUCAUUUAAACAAAAGCAACUAA